UUGACACCUCAGCUGAGAAUGAUUGAGAAGCGAAGGGGAAGGAACAAAGCUGAGAGAGUACCAUACUGUUGGCGAUGCCAAUACCCGCUCCCAUCAAUCAAAUAACCCAACGAAAAAAAAAGUGCCGUAAUCCCAUUAAGUAACCCCGCACCAAAAGAUCAACAGUUCAACGGCGAGGCCGCGACCGCUAGAGCCCUCAAACAUCAGUCCUUUCCGAUGACCCCCUUCGAGCAUCUCAAUGGUGGCUACUGGUAUGGCAUUGUCUCGAUGUCCAUAUUUCUCGGGAUCACAACCGUUCAGUCGAGAUUGUAUUUUUUGAAUUUUCCGAAAGAUCCUAUCGUGACGAAAGUCAUGGUUCUAGUGCUAUUGCUGGCCCAGGUUUUCGGCCUCGGAUGCUCUGUCGUUGCCCAGUACCGGAUGGUUAUUACUCACUCAGACUCAGCAGUAAAAGACUCAUGGUAUAACGCGGUGGAUACAGUGAGCACGCUAGUGGCUUCUGUCUUGGUCCAAAAUUUCUUCGCCUGGCGUAUCAGUAAAAUGACCAAGAUAUGGUGGGCGGUGCCCGUCGUCAUGCUUAGCUUACUUGACUUUGGUGUGUAUAUUCGAGGGCAAAUCCAUGCAAACUCACUCGAGCUUCCCAAGUGGGACAGGAACUCCGUCAUUGGUUGGGCUGCAUCCCAAGCCGCCACGGACACUCUGAUUUCCGUAAUAAUGAUUGUCCAGUUGCGUCGCAAUCGAACCGGAUUCCCGAGGACGGAUAGAGCCAUCUCAAUCCUGAUCAGAUAUGCUAUUCAUAGCGGUGCAGCUACUAGUGUUCUCGCCAUGACGGUUCUAUUCCCGUAUAUCUUCUAUGGGAUGCACUUCCUCCAUAUGGCGUCUGUGGCGGCGUUGGGCGGUGUAUACACCAUCACUCUCUGGCCAAGCAAGUCUCACAUUCGCCGAAUAUCACAUACAAGCUCAUCGCUAACUUUUCCACAUCGUCCUUCAGCUUGCAUGCUCGCAGUCACGUCCGGCAAUACCUAUUACCAACCAAAGACGCUGGACAGUCGAUUCACUUAUCCAAAGUACCAGCUCGGGUAAAGGAACGGGUCCUAAAUGCUAUACCCGCUUUGCGAAGUUUUAAUAAGAGUUCGGGGGGUACGUGUGAGCUAUUCGUGUGACGGCAAAGUUUGACAUGCAUCUCCUCGCCCUCGCCUAGCGCCAACCUCAGCUGCAGCUGACUCAGUCGUUUAAGUUCAU
This is a messenger RNA of Cantharellus anzutake, 1239 nucleotides long. RefSeq lists its product as uncharacterized. The coding region runs from base 217 to 1080 and encodes 287 amino acids. The record is from RefSeq and is a predicted model, not a curated record. NCBI's taxonomy places the organism in Eukaryota, Fungi, Basidiomycota, Agaricomycetes, Cantharellales, Hydnaceae. The transcript is spliced from 17 exons.